AAGCUUCCUCUCAUCUUAUCCUGGGCUAUGUCGAUACACAAAUCGCAAGGGCAAACACUGGAUCGUGUCAAAGUCGACCUUGCAAAAGUCUUUGAAAAAGGGCAAGCCUAUGUCGCACUUUCCCGUGCCACGUCUAUGGAUGGUUUGCAAGUUCUGAAUUUCAGCGCAGACAAGGUC
Messenger RNA from Heterobasidion irregulare TC 32-1, 177 nucleotides. RefSeq lists its product as uncharacterized. Lineage: Eukaryota; Fungi; Basidiomycota; Agaricomycetes; Russulales; Bondarzewiaceae. The transcript is spliced from 2 exons. The annotation marks the transcript as partial. The record is from RefSeq and is a predicted model, not a curated record.